CUGUCAAUGAUUUACUGCAGCAUUUUGGAGCCUGGUGGGCUCCAUGCUCCUUCCAGCAGCCCUGAAAAGUUGAAAGCUUUGUUUUGCAGCUGAUCUGCAGCAGACAUCCACGUAUGGCAGAGCAAUGUGGUGGGGCCUGGCUCAGCUCUGUGCCUGGAUCCUGACUGUGUGCUCACUGGCUUUGACACCAGCCCAGGCGUGCAGGGAGCUCCAGGCACUGCCUUCCCACAGAAGAAGCAGCAGAGAUGUUAAUUCUCCAGCUCCUGUUGACUGUCAGCUGAGCCAGUGGUCAGGAUGGACUGAUUGCUUCCCUUGCCAAGAGAAAAAACACCGGUACCGGCGGCUGGAGCGGCCGGCAGAGUUCGGAGGGCGACGCUGCGCUGGGCACCUCUGGGAUGAGCAAGCCUGCCGAGCUGAGACACCCUGCUCGGGGCCACCAGGGUGUGGGCAGGACUUCCAGUGCAAGGAAACGGGGCGCUGCAUUCAACGGCAUCUCGUGUGCAACGGAGACUGGGACUGCAGAGAUGGCUCUGAUGAGGAUAAUUGUGAGGAUGAAGAUGUUGAAAGCCCUUGUGAACAUCUGUUCCCAAUCCCAGGGGUGGAAAAAAUAGUCCAAGGGUACAACAUCCUGACAGAGGAAGGGAGGCAGAACAUUUAUGACCCGGGGUAUUUUGGAGGGUUCUGUGAGUACGUGUACAACGGGGAGUGGCGGGAGCUGCGCUACGACGCCGCCUGCGAGCGCCUGCACUAUGGGGAUGAUGAGAAGUAUUUCCGCAAGCCCUACAACCUCCAUCUGUACCAGUUCCUGGCUCAUGCUGAUUCUGGGUUUGCUUUUGAGUUUUACGACGAUUCAAAGGACCUGCUUGACGCCCUUAAAAGUGAUAAAUCCAAAACAACAGGCUUCACCAUUGGAAUUGGGCCUGGAGGUUCAGAUGUCAUGCUAAACCUGGGCCUCACUUUAUCAGGUGGGAAAGGAUCCCUGAAGAACUUCACACAAUAUGAUGCAAAGGAGGUUGGGUUCAUUAGAGCUGUGACCAAGGUGCAGACAGCCCGCUUCAAGAUGAGAAGGGACAACAUAGUUUUGGAUGAAGAUGUGCUGCUCUCCCUGCAGGAGCUCCCAGACACCUACAACUAUGGCAUGUAUGCCAAAUUCAUCAACGACUACGGCACCCACUUCAUGACAUCUGGCACCAUGGGCGGUGUCUUUGAGUACAUCCUCGUCAUCAAUAAGGAGGAGAUGCGAAGAAAAGCCAUCAGCAUGGAGCAGAUAAGUGCCUGUGUUGGGCUGUCCCUUGGCAUUACAGCCAGCAAGGAGAACCUGGAUCUGGGUGUAACCCUGAAACACUCUGACUGCAAGCAGAAAGGAUUCCUGAAAACUGAUGCUGGGAGCCACAGUGCAGUUGUGGAAGAUAUUAUUCCCCGGAUUAGAGGGGGAGAUACCAGUUCCAGUGGAGGGCUCCUGAAGAGUUGGGAUGGCCAAAUGUAUCGUCACUGGGGCAGGUCAUUAAAAUAUAAUCCUGCUGUUAUUGAUUUCCAGCUGCAGCCCAUCCACGAAAUCCUGCGCAGGAGCAACCUCGGCCACAUGGAGAGCAAAGAGCAGCACCUGAGGAGGGCUCUGGGUGAGUUCCUGCAGGAAUUCAGCCCCUGUCGCUGCAGGCCCUGCCUCAACAACGGGGAGCCCGUGCUGCUGGGGGACAGCUGCUCCUGCCACUGCCGCCCUGGGGACCGAGGGGCCGCCUGCCAGCACAGCCAGCGCCCAGGUGGUGAGACGGACGGGCGCUGGAGCUGCUGGUCGGGCUGGUCCCCGUGCCAGGCGGGGACGGCGCGGCGCAGCCGGCACUGCUCCAACCCUGCCCCGCAGCACGGCGGGCAGCCCUGUGCUGGCAGGGACCUCCAGAGCAGAGCCUGCUGAGAGCACAGUGUGCCUGGCAUGGGGAGCCUUGGAACCUGAGCUGGGCCAGAAAUACUCCAGGCGUGUGAUGGAAUUAACCCCUGGGAGGAAUCAUUGACCGGGGACGCGGUUCUGCAUCUGCUGGAUUCACUGUGUGAAACCUGACUAAGUGCUCCCGUGGUUUUGCCCCACUAGAUGUGAGGGGAGCUCCACCAGAUAAGAUGGUUUUACCCCACCAGAUGUGAUGGUUUUGCCUCAUCAGAUGUGAUGGUUUUGCCCCAACAGUGCCCAGCAUCACUGCUGCAGCAUGGGAGAUGCCACAGAACCCACCCAAAGGAGGUGGAGCUGCUGGGUGACCACCGGGCUGCAGCAUGUCAUGAAAUAAAUUCACUGUGAGUGUUUACACAA
This is a messenger RNA of Melospiza melodia melodia, 2299 nucleotides long. RefSeq names its product complement C8 alpha chain (gene C8A). Gene Ontology annotation, biological process: complement activation. Bases 125 to 1912 code for a protein of 595 amino acids. The record is from RefSeq and is a predicted model, not a curated record. NCBI's taxonomy places the organism in Eukaryota, Metazoa, Chordata, Aves, Passeriformes, Passerellidae. The transcript is spliced from 11 exons. Gene Ontology annotation, molecular function: protein binding. Gene Ontology annotation, cellular component: membrane attack complex.